Penicillium daleae is the source of this 1212-nucleotide messenger RNA. Its product is annotated as TLC domain-containing protein. Gene Ontology annotation, biological process: lipid homeostasis. The record is from RefSeq and is a predicted model, not a curated record. The coding region runs from base 1 to 1212 and encodes 403 amino acids. The transcript is spliced from 2 exons. Gene Ontology annotation, cellular component: membrane; endoplasmic reticulum. Lineage: Eukaryota; Fungi; Ascomycota; Eurotiomycetes; Eurotiales; Aspergillaceae.
AUGCUGGACCCCCUAGGCGCCCCGCCCGAGUGGCUGCGGACUUUUAUCGAGCCCUAUGCCCUCGCGCUGAACAGUCCAACACUUACCGAACAUAUUCAUGAAGUGAUCGGCGCCUUUCUCUUCUAUCAGUUCAUCCACUCGGUGGUCUCGCCGUGGUUGUCGCCGAUCCUUUUCCCCCGCUCAUACCCGGCGCUUAAUGCCCGCACCAAGUUGAACUGGGAUAUCCAUGUCGUCUCCUUCAUUCAAAGUGUGCUGAUCAAUGUCAUGGCACUGUGGAUUAUGUUCGUCGAUGACGAGCGCCGGUCUAUGACAGCUGGUGAGCGUGUCUUCGGAUAUACCGGUGCCUGUGGCUUGAUUCAGGCUCUGGCUGUUGGAUACUUUAUUUAUGACCUGAUCGUGAGCGCUCAACAUCUUUCGAUGUUUGGCAUUGGGAUGCUGUUCCAUGCUGUCAGCGCGCUCUGGGUGUUUAGCCUUGGCUUUAGACCCUUUGUCAACUACUAUGCUCCUGUCUUCAUCCUCUAUGAGCUCUCCAGCCCGUUCCUCAAUAUCCACUGGUUCCUUGACAAAGUCAACAUGACCGGCAGCCGCGCCCAGUGGUACAACGGCAUGAUGCUCCUCUCCGUCUUCUUCUGCUGUCGCCUGGUCUGGGGAACCUGGCAAUCCAUUGUUGUCUACAAAGACAUGUGGUAUGCACUCCAGCACACCUGGUCUGCGGCUUCGGCGUCGCCCCUUGAGGCACCCGUGGAUAUCAAUGCCAAUGUUUUCAAAUUGCGGGACGGCGCCAUGUGUGUCGACGAGACAUGUGCUCGCGCUAAUGCCGAAAUCGCCCGCUUUAAGGAUUACACGUCCGGCGGCGUACCCACCUGGUUGAUCCUGACGUAUGUUGUGUCCAAUCUGAUCCUGAACUUCCUGAACUAUUUCUGGUUCUCGAAGAUGGUGGAUACUGUCCUCAAGCGCUUCCGCGGCCCCCCUGCUGGUGCCGAGGAAAAGAAGCGGGCUGAGGAGAAGCCCGCGAAUAUUGAGGAUCUCGCACGCGAGGUUGUCAUCGAGGCUGCCGCGAAGCUGGUGGAAGAGGAGGAGGGUGUAGUCAUGAGGGGCGAGCUGCCUCUGACCGCUGAGCAAAUCUCAUCGGCCAUCGAUGCCACUCUCCCCGAGGAGUUGCGACGGCGCCGGGCAGAGUUGAUUGCUAAGAUACCACUACAACGGUCAUAA